This is a messenger RNA of Amborella trichopoda, 2189 nucleotides long. RefSeq names its product putative carboxylesterase 11. Gene Ontology annotation, molecular function: hydrolase activity. The record is from RefSeq and is a predicted model, not a curated record. NCBI's taxonomy places the organism in Eukaryota, Viridiplantae, Streptophyta, Magnoliopsida, Amborellales, Amborellaceae.
CCCUAUUCUCUGUUAAAUAUUUAUCCGUUACUCUCUCUCUAAAUCUUUGGGCGUUGCAUUAUACACAGAUGAUAAGUUCAUUUUUCAUCCUCUGCCCUUGCUCCCUCUCAUCUUCCGUGAAUUUAGACCCCUUCUCCCCUUCCACCUUCCAAAUUCAAAAACCUUUCCAUCUACCUGCCAUCUCAAUCCUCUCUUUUUCUCUCUCAAACCCAAGUCUCUGUUUCUGCAGUUCCAUCAAUGCAUCUGGUACAAGGGGCCCCUGAUCUUUCCUCCAGGUAGAGGGAGAAAGAGAGAGAGGCAUGCCUAGCGUUGCUGUGAAACUCUACAGCGUCUUCUUCAAAUUCUUAUUGAAGCACAGACUCCAGAACAACAGCCUCCACCUGCCCCACGAAGACGCCUCCUUUGGGGUUACCUCCCGACCGGGGGAGAGCGUUGCGCCGGCGAACGCUUCCUUCACCGAUGGCGUCGCCACCAAAGACAUUCAUAUCGACCCCUUCACUUCUCUCUCUAUCCGCAUCUUCCUCCCUGACUCAUCUCUCUCUCCUGUCGUUGAACCCAGAUCCUCCAACUCGGAGACGAGAAGGAGCAGCUAUGGAGGAGGAGGAGGGGCCUCCAGGCCCAUGGCUUUACAGGUCAAUCGGAGGAGCAGCUAUGGCUCUGCUGAUUUAGAAUCAGCAAGAAAAGCCAAUCUCGAUUCGGCUUUGGCAAAUGGUGAUGCAUUCAUGAGCCCGAGAUCUGAUUCAUCCGCGAAUUCUUUGUACUCAGACGACGGCCAACGGCGAGAAUUUGGUGUUUCUCAAUCCAGAUUUGAAUCCAAAAAAUUGAAUUACAAUCUCGAUUCAUCGAUUCCAAAGAGAUCAGGCGUUGAUCCAGUUGGAAAAGAGAAGAGACAAGAUGGAGAAGGGGGUUUGUAUAGAGGAUAUUUGCCAAGAGAUCUAAUAUCAGUUUCAAGCCGAAAGCUUCCAAUUAUUAUGCAGUUUCAUGGAGGUGGGUUUGUGGCAGGAAGCAAGGAUUCAGCUUCGAAUGAUGUGUUUUGUCGGAGAAUUGCAAAGCUAUGUGAUGCAAUUGUGAUUGCAGUAGGUUAUCGAUUAGCACCGGAGAAUAGGUACCCUGCUGCUUUUGAUGAUGGGGUGAAAGUUUUGCAUUGGUUGGCGAAACAGGCUAAUCUUGCAGAGUGUAACAAGUCUUUAGGGAAUCCACGUGCUGAACUCCGAAAGGCUGAUGCUCAUAGGCACAUUGUGGACACAUUUGGGGCAUCUGUUGUAGAGCCUUGGCUUGCAGCUCAUGGAGACCCGUCAAGGUGCAUUCUCCUUGGAGUGAGCUGUGGAGCAAACAUCGCAGACUUCGUCACUCGUAAGGCAGUUGAGGCUGGGAAACUGUUGGACCCCAUCAAGGUGGUUGCUCAAGUCCUCUUGUAUCCCUUCUUCAUAGGGAGUGUACCAACGCAUUCAGAGAUUAAGCUUGCUAAUUCCUAUUUUUACGACAAGGCUAUGUGCAUACUAGCAUGGAAACUCUUCUUACCAGAAGAUGAGUACAGUCUAGACCACCCAGCUGCCAAUCCCUUGGUGCCUGGAAGGGAGCCACCCUUUAGGUCCAUGCCUCCAACUCUCACUGUGGUUGCGGAGCACGAUUGGAUGAGGGAUAGAGCAAUUGCCUACUCUGAGGAGUUGCGUAAAGUGAACAUUGAUGCUCCUGUGCUUGAGUACAAGGAUGCAGUUCAUGAGUUUGCGACCCUGGACAUGCUUGUAAAGUCACCACAAGCCCAGGCUUGUGCCGAGGAUAUAGCUAUAUGGACGAAGAAGUAUAUUUCGAUCAAGGGCCAUGAGUUCUCUUACUAGUAAGAAAUCUCUUUUGAGUUCUAUUAUCGUCCACCCUGAUCCUGUUAAGAGGUAGUUAAGAUUUAGCUCACGGGCAGAUGUUCUUGUUGUUGUUGGAUGGGUGGUGGACAGUUUACUUAAUGUUUAUAGGCUCUUGUUUGUUUUUUUGUUUCCAUUGUAUGAUAUGGAGAGAAGAGAUGAAGUUGCGUAUCACACUCAUUUGAUAUUCGGAAUUCCCUUUUGGGGUGGGGCUCUUUUCAGCCUCUAUCUCGCUCUUCCUUUAUGGGAUGGGGCUCAUUGUAGUCUCUCUCUCACACUCUUCCAGGUGUCCAUUUCUUUGAUUCCUUUCAUAUGGUAGCUGGCAAUUAAUAA